GGCCCACGUCCCGGCCUUGCGAGGCACACGGGGGUGGGGUUCGGGGAACCGAGGGCGGAGAGAGCGCGGGAGAGGGUCGCAUCGCUUCCCGCCGCUGUGCCCGCGCAGCCCCGCACCCGCCCCUCCUGCUGGGACCUCCACCGGGAAGGGAACCGCCCCAGGGAGAAGGCUGUGCGGACCUGAGCCCGGCUGCCGCCCCAAUUACUCUGCUCCCAGAUCACCCUGGUGGUGCCGGGCAGCGUUUCCUCCACCUGGUAUUAGAGCGGCGAGGCGGGCAUUGGGGGCGAUGGCGGUGACGAUGCUGCGGGACUGGUGCCGGUGGAUGGGCGUUAGUGCCCGCAGGGCCCUGCUCGUCCUGGGCAUCCCGGAGGACUGCGACGAAGCGGAAGUGCAGGACUCCCUGGAGGCCGCCUUGUGGCCCGUGGGCCACUUUGCCGUGCUGGGGAAGGUGUUUCGCGAGGAGGAUCACGCCACUGCCGUCUUGGUGGAGCUCGACCAGGAAGUCAACUAUGCUUUGGUUCCCAGGGAAAUCCCUGGAAACAGGGGUCCCUGGAAUGUGGUGUUCGUGCCCCGGUGCUCGGGCGAGGAGUUUCUCAACCGAAUGUUCCACUUCAUCGAGCAGCAGGGGGAGAGCGUGGAGAGCGUGGCGGGAGCCCUGGGGCUGGGGCUGCGCGGGGUGUGCUGGCUCCGCCCAAUCAGCCAGGCGGUGCAGCCCUGGGUGGAGACGGUGGGCUACCAGCGCCUGGGCGUGUUUUCCGGGAGGGAGGAGCCGGCCCCGGGGGAGGAAUCCUUUGAAGCCUGGGUCGUCCACGCCAGCGACAUGCUGCAUGUGUGGCAAGGGGUGUCGGAAAGGGAGAGGAGGAGGAGGCUCCUGGAGGGCUUGCGCGGGACCCCCCUGCAGCUGGUGCACGGGCUCCUGGCGGAGAACCCCGCCAGGACGGCGCAGGAGUGCCUGGCGGCCCUGGUGCAAGUGUUCGGAGACAACGAGUCCAUGGCGGCGACCCGGAUGAGGUGUUUGACCGCUCGCCAGAAGUCAGGCGAGCGCCUGUCAGCUUACGUGUUGCGCCUGGAAGUCCUGCUGCAGAAAGCCGUGGAGAAGGGGGCCCUGGCCAGAGCCUCGGCAGACCCCGUGCGCCUGAGGCAGGUGCUCACCACCGCCGCCCUGGCGGAGCCGCUGGACCAAGCGCUGAGGAAGCUGAGGAUGGUGGGGAGGCCGCCCAGCUUUCGGGAGAUGCUGGGGCUCGUUCGGGAGGCAGAGGCAUGGGAGGCCAGGCUAGCCAGGGGGGAGACAGCCCAGGGGGAGGGAAGGGCUCAGGCUGAGGCCGGAGCUGACAGAGAUGCCGAGGAUGACAGGGUAGCAGAGGACGACGCCCAUCACCUGCCUCCUGCGGGCAUGGGUCAGGCAGGGCCGGCAGAGGACCCUGUGGCCAGUGGGGGCACCGCCCCGCCCCAGGUGGGCAGUGUUUCUGGGGCAGGCCCCAGGGGUCGUGGCCAUGGGCCUGAGGGCCUGGCCCAGGCAGGAAUCGGCGAGGCCGAGGAGACCCCCGAAGAGGAGUCGGGAAAGGCAGGCGGGGCUGGGGGGGUGGGCCACCCCGAGUGCCCCUCGUGCAAAUAGGCUCCGAAGGCCCAGGGCCCCCUGGUUCCCCCCUCCUGCACGGGGCCCUGGCCACCCCCCUGAGCCCUCCCAAGGGGCCCAGGUGACAA
Molecule: messenger RNA, 1704 nt
Organism: Choloepus didactylus (southern two-toed sloth)
Lineage: Eukaryota; Metazoa; Chordata; Mammalia; Pilosa; Megalonychidae
Gene: PNMA6A
Product: PNMA family member 6A
Exons: 2
Coding region: 287-1615 (442 amino acids)
Source: RefSeq, a predicted model, not a curated record